AUGGCGGUUGUGGAACUCAGAAAACACGGCAGUCUAGAAGAGGAGAUAACGGAACCAGAGAGUAUGGACUGGAGAGCAGAGCAAACAAAACUUGCCGAAUACAUCGAGGGAUUGAGUAUGCAGCCUGCCUACAUCCCUCGAGUUGGCGAAAUUGUUCUCUGGAUCCCUGAUUUCGAGGGCGAUUUGGCUUGGAACGCAGAACAUCACUGUAUUCAGAUAUACUCUUCUGCCGAAGAUCGAUGGCUAGGGUCUCCUGAAUGGCGAGCUGGUAUCGUUGGCCAGGUUCCAGAAGAGGCUAUAGUACUCCAAGAUCUUUACGACACAGCCCCCAAGGAAUCAUGUGUGAACUAUUCUGGAUUCCGCGUCGAAACACUCCCCGAUCCCCACAGCACGGACAAAGCCUACUCGUUGCACUACAAAUACGUACAUUUGAAGUGUAUCAAACCAUUCAAUUCAUAUGAAAUAUUCUUACAGGGUACAACAUCCCGGGAAGCCCUCCAUCCUUCCAUUGAGUAUGCGAUGACGAUUAUGGCCUCGUUCAGCCUCCUAGAUAAAUACCACUUCAAAGGUACCUGGCCAGAUGCAUCAAUUUAUUGCCGAGGUAUCUUCCUCGGAGCCGAGCUUCUGGUAGUCGGGGAUGUCGUUCGCCUGAAACCAAAACCCAACCGGGAUACACGAGAAACCCAUAAUACAAUCACAGAUGUUAUGGUCAUAGAUGAAAUUCGACUCGAACUCAUCCAGUGUGAAGAUUUCAUGAAGUCCGACCAACUAGCAGAAAGCUAUGAGAUCCGUAUCCGGGGAAAGGUCUACACUAACAACAAACAGCGGGCGUACUACGCAAGGCCUUAUCUACUGCAGGGUCCGAAACGCAUGGAAGCCGACGAAGUCGUCGAUGCGUUUCAGUCUGUCGGCAUGGGUGGAUAUGGGGAUUGGUACCAACUCUGGUCAGGCGCCAGCGUUGACGUCUCCCAAGACAUGAUCAUCGGCCGUUGUUACGAGCCGGAUGCUAUGCAGCUGUUAUUCGGCUCUCUCGAAAUCGGACUGGAUCUGGCAGGAGUGUUGAAGGCAAGGGAGUACUCUCGACAAGCGGACGAACGAAUCCCCGAAGGUAGGGCAUGGUUCUGGGGUGACUUUAGGACACAGACACUGGCGAUCGAUUCUCUCAAUGGCGAAGACGUCGGCCACUACAGCGAAGCUCGCAACGUCAAAAUGUGGAGGGCGAAUCUCAGAGUCAUCGAUGGCACGGCGGGUCCCGUAGAUCUCCGCGACGCUAAGAUUCCCGGCGACGUCGGAAGACCAUCCGCCAAACCACGCUCUAGUUUUGAAGAGGUCGGCAAACUCAGCAAGCUCGUCAGUACGGGUCUGGGAGCGGGCCUGGGAGUCACUGACGUGAGCAAUAACGUGAGCUCCGCGGAAGAAGAAACAGCCCGGCCAAGUGCUGCUAAUGGACGAGAGGAAGAAAAAUCCGAGUCGGAAGAGGAGGACUUUACAAUACGCAUGGAUCAACUUCGAGGAGGAACCGAGGAGACUGAAGAAGGGGAUUAUACACCUGGAGAUUGA
Molecule: messenger RNA, 1560 nt
Organism: Aspergillus tanneri
Lineage: Eukaryota; Fungi; Ascomycota; Eurotiomycetes; Eurotiales; Aspergillaceae
Exons: 1
Coding region: 1-1560 (519 amino acids)
Biological process (GO): silent mating-type cassette heterochromatin formation
Cellular component (GO): rDNA heterochromatin; SHREC complex
Source: RefSeq, a predicted model, not a curated record